This is a messenger RNA of Uranotaenia lowii, 5776 nucleotides long. Its product is annotated as E3 ubiquitin-protein ligase znrf2-like. The coding region runs from base 1140 to 1640 and encodes 166 amino acids. The transcript has 6 exons. The record is from RefSeq and is a predicted model, not a curated record. Lineage: Eukaryota; Metazoa; Arthropoda; Insecta; Diptera; Culicidae.
UAAAGGCAACCAGUUCCGUUCCUAUCGAGGCAAAUUAGCAGCUCAAGCAGCAAAAAAUCAUUCACGUCCAACCAACUUAACCGCGAGGGUCGUCGGGUGUGUGUGCGCUCAGUGAAAAAUAUCGUUUUCAAGUGUCGAUUUUUCAAGAUUCGAUUGUGUUCCCUGCUACGGUGGAUCCAGAUCUGGGAAAUUAUCUUCGGGGAAAAACGGGGCAGUGUAGUUUUUGGGGCCAGGGUCCGGCACAGCUCGCGGAAAAGGAUGGACUCGUAACUCGGGUUGAGCUUGUGGUGAAGAAAAAUCUAGACCUCCUCCCGAGCGAGGACGGCAGAAUCGAAGAAGAACCAUCAUCGUUCGUCGUCAGCAGAAGUGCAGAUUUUGUUCGCCUGAAUGGACGACUUGGAGAUGAUUAUCGCACUGUGCGAUUCGCACACUAUCGCCUGCUCCUGGUAGGAAGAUGAAGAAUUUUCUUUGUUGAUUACGGAACCUGUCGUCGAUUUUGGGGCUACAUAAAGACAGGAAGUCGCCUCAGUCUGAGACUUAUUGCGACUAACUUGCAGCGUGAGCAGGAAGAAGCAGCUGCAACAGCUAGUAGUCGUAACGAGUGCUAAUAUAUAAAUCCAACCUCGUGAAAAGCUUGAAACCUAGAGUGAGGUUUUUCCUGUGCUUAAUCAGUGCGUGAGAAAAUCGAGCACCUAUCCCACAUAAUCAGAUGUAAGAAAACGGAGCCAGGGGACGACAGGCAAGUGUAUGUGUUUGGUUGGGUUUGCCAGAAGAAGUUCUUUGUAGUCUGCUGGCUAGUUGUUGAAUAUUCCAACCGCACAAGCAGUGCUACAAAAGUUUUCCAGUUCCGGAAGUGUGGACCAAAUGAUACGGGUCUCUACGUGUGUCCUCAACGGAAGAUAACUUCCAAAGAAGAACAUGUCCCAAGCUGUCUAGUCGCCUCUUUCUGAAACUGGGCGGGUGGGCGUCAGAGGUAGAUUUUUUUCUCGAGCAAGUAACCGUGUUGGUGCGAAAUCGAACAAACGAUUUUGUUGUUUUGGGGUUUUUGUUUUCGGAAACCUCGUCGAGUGAUUGUUGAAACUCCAGCAGAGCAACGUAGGUGCCCGGGUUCGGUUCCGUUUCCCGUUCCAUGAGAAGAGAUGGGAAUAAAAGCCAGCACAGCAAAUGGUGGACAGUCGAGUCCUAGAGCGAGAACGUUCUCGACCAGCAGCAGCUCAGAUGUGGUGCCUGGACCUGGAGCGCAGUAUGAAAUAUCAUCCGCCAGUCCGGAAACCGACAGCAGCUCGGCCGAGGAGAAUGCCGCGGCCAGUGCCGCCUCACUAGCGCUAGGUAGAGUUUACGCGGCCACAUCCUUGCCGGCACACAUCUGGUCCUUGAACGGCAUAAAAUGUCCAGUGUGCAGCAAGUUUGUAAUGCCCGACGAUAUAGAGUGUCAUUUAGUAAUGUGCCUAACAAAACCUCGUUUAUCUUAUAAUGAGGACUGCUUAAAGGAUGCCAAGGGUGAAUGUGUUAUAUGUUUAGAAGAUUUAUGUCCCGGUGAUAUCAUUGCUAGAUUACCAUGCUUAUGCAUCUAUCAUAAAGGAUGUAUCGACAAAUGGUUCGAGGUGAAUCGCAGCUGCCCGGAACACCCGGGCGACUAGUGAAGCCAGACCAGGAAGGAAGCAACAGCAGCAAACGCGAUCGCAGCCAAGAUCGUCGGUGGUGGUGUUGGUGUUAGUGAUGGAAGCAAACCGAAACGACUGGUCGUAGUGCUCUCGUAUAGUAGGACAUUAAACCCACACAAACACCCCCACACACGUGCAUAUACCUAUUAUGUACGUGUGUUAGUCUUUUUUGUGUAUGUACUGAUGAAAGCGAAGCGAAGCGACGCGCGCGCGAUCGAGAGAAGGGCUGUUAUAAAUCUAGUAGCGUAACUGUAGGAAUCAAACAAAACCAUGAAACAAAAAUCUAGUAAUUACAAAAUUGAUGGACCGAUGGACGCGAUGGACCGAAGAAGAAGAAGAAGGCCUGCGGGGAGUUGAGCAAACAAAAAAGUAGGAGAGAACUGAUGAAAAAAUUCUGUGAAUGUGUGUAUGAGUUACAGAGAGAAAGAGAGCGCGGAUGAAUAGAGGAAAGGUGAUCGAGAGACUGUUAGGAUACUACAACAGAGAUGACUAUUGGGAAUCGAACUUGCUGGACACAGUUCGAAACAAGGAGACACAUCUAGGAUCACGACGACGGGUGAGGUUUAAUUUAGGCCUUCGCGACUCGAAGGGACAAUUUCGAAGAGGUGAAUUUUUUGGGAUAGGCUCUUUUACUUUCCGGUUCGAUUAUUUUUGUUUUGACUUUUCAAACUUCCCUCUGUAAGUAAUUUAUUGAAAAUUUGUUUUUACACGUGUGUAAAUUCCUGAGCAAGAUGCCCCCAUCUUAGGGAUUCUGGAAUUUUAUACCUUUUUUUAACCGCAAACGCAAUAAAAAUCGACAACACCUUCAGAAGAAGUCGGUCGAGCACAUUUCACAGCAAAUGAAGCGACACCUAACCAUAGUUUGUUUUUCUCAAACUCGAAAUAAAUUAGGUAAACCUCUAAUCAAUUGAAACAAAUAGCUUAUUACAAGAAAUUACAAGUUUGAAUGAGUUGAACUGACGCAGUCAUAUUUAUUUUUUUGUCAUUCACCGAAAACUUUUGGUUUCCCAUACUUCUUCGCUUCGAAAUUUGACGAACACCCGAAAAAAAAACAAAUUAAAAACAAGGAAUAUCAUUCUUAGGUACUAGAAGUUGAACGUGAACUUUUUAAGUUUUUGUAAAUAUCGAACCGUGUUUCGGUAGGUUGAGAACAAAAACUGAAACAAGCAACGAUAAACGGUUAAGUAAAUUAAAGAAAAAAAAAAUCUAGAUCUAAAGCAAACCCUUUAACUGACUAAACUAGUGAAUGAAAAAAAAUGAGAAACAAAAAAAAAAAAACAAAUGCGCUGAGGAGAAUAAACCCUAGAUAAAACAAUACAACAUAAUAAAGUAAAUUAAAAACCAAUGUAUCUGUAAGUGAAACAAUGUAGUGAUAUGAACGUUAAAACCACAGGCAAAAAAAAAAACAAAAACAACAACAGCAAAAUUACACACUUGUACGCGUACAUUCACCGAAGCUAUAAAAACAUUCAAGGACUCUAAUUGUUAAUCCGCUACACUCUUGUAAAACACAACACGAAUCCAGAAAAAAAAAACAGAAAAAAAUUCCGAAGCGAAAAACUUAAAACAAUGAUUUUAAAAGCAACCCAAACUAAAAGAAACAUAAAACGCGCAGGAUUUAUAAACAAACAAAAGGAAAAAAACAAAAGAGCAAAACCGAAAACAAACAAUGGAUUUUCUCCCACGCGAGAGCGAGUCACGGAGAGAAAGAGAGAGAGAGAGAGAAAGAGAGAGUCGGCACGAUCGCCAUGUAUAGAACAACAGAAAUAACCAAGUGUACAUAGGUAUCUCUCUCUUUUGAGAAGUUAAGUAGUUAUAUCAUCCACCCACAGUAGCUUGAGACUUGAAGUUGAAGAGAGGAAAAAGAGCAUUCAGUUGUCGUCGUGUUGCUGCGCGUAUUUGCGUGGUGGUUUGCGUGGUGAUUCAGGAGCACCACGGGUUUAAAAAUUUGGCAAAACAGCACAGAAAUAAGUACCAACUUUAAAAAAGAAGAGAAAUGGGAAAACGAUUGGUAAUCUUGGCAGAAAUAUCCCCUUAGUUUCUAUGCAACAAUCGGACGCCGCACCUUCCAAUCGGGGAAAAACUACAGUGAAUUUCCUAUCGGGAAGUCAAUUGAUUUUGAAAGUUCCCAUUACCCCAGAUAGAAAUUAGCCCGAGUUUCGUUCGGUUUUCGUCGAAUGGUGAGUCCAUAAUCUUAUGAAGAAUUUUACGUGCUCAGAUUACCCUACUUUUCGGGCGUACUCGAGUAAAAUUCGUUUUCGAAUCCAGUUCAAUACAAUUUUUGACAUUCUGUUACUUCAGCGUGUGGAAAAUUUUGACAGGACAAAUAGUCUGAAUUCUACUCAAUUAACCACUCCUGUCCUGUUUAAACCUGGGUGAGGAAAAUAUAUAUUCGCUGCAGCCCUUUUUUACUUUUCGACAAAAAACUGAGCAGUUUUCGAAAAGAGUUGUAAUCGUUUUAGAUAAAAAUUUAUGCCGGAACCAAACAAAAUCAAUAAAAUUAUUGUUUUAUGUAUGGGGCAUGCUCAGUUUGAUGAAAUUUGCAAACCUAUUCAAUUAAAAACUUUCUUUAAGACUUGAGAAAAGUUUUCAUGAUUAUUUUCAAGAAACAACAUUUUUUACCCACUCACUGAUCGGUGGUUUAAUCAGACCAAUUUGACAUUUGUGCGAUUUUUUUUUCUUUUUUCUGUUUUCCAGCCCUGGGUUUAAACCUAUGUUUUGACAUUUUGUUUGUAAAUUUUCAAAAAUAGAAACAAUAUAGCAAAUACUUAAAGUAUUUAAUUCUGUCUUUAAAAAAAUAUUUUUUUUCCGGGAAUUUAACAUCAUAAUUAUUCUUCCCAAACAAAUUCUGUCAUAUAAACAACCGUUUAGUUAAAAAUCGGAAUUUCAAAUUUCAAACUGAUCGACAGGAGUUUGAAAUAAGAGUGAAAAAAACGAAUCCAGCCCAGUGUUGUUUGCCCUGGAGAAAAAAUCAACGCCAAUAAUAUCAACGACGACGAUGAAAACUUAAAGCAAGAAAUGAUUGUUCUUUUUUCGGUGUAAUUUUAGAGAGAAGAAAAACCCUUCAGUAAAGACCAACAUCAGCUGCGCAUUGUAAACGAUGAAAAAAAGAUGAAUAAAGGAAAUGGAAAUAAAAUAGCCAUUUAGUAAAAAGAUGAAUAAGUCUUAAUCUGUGAUUACUAUUAAAAUAAAUAAUAAAAAAAAACAAGAAAAAAAUCAGUUGGAACCACAUUCUUCUGUUGAUCUUCAUCUUUCCGUUUGUGACCAAGAUCGGGAAUUUUUUUUUUCAUUAUUUUCUGUUUGAGUAACCGCGUUCUUUCUUGCAUCAAUUUGCCAUGGGAGAUGUGAGGACUGUUAAUUCUGGCAGCACUGCUGCCCACUUCUAAGCAACGCAUAUAUUUUUGCUUUGUUUAGGUAAUGUUCUGUUCACACUUUUAUUUCUGUUUAAACCUUCCCUUUUUUUACUCUACAGAAUCGAGGUCUUUGUUUUAUCAUCAGCAAGGGUUAGGAUUAAGGUGUAUCACGAAAAAGGUUUAUGAAACGAGAAAAAAAAAACAUCUAAACUGCUCAUCACAAAAACAAAAUAUAUAAGCCUCUAUUUAGGUGCGUGAAAUUUUAAUUCUUAAAAUUACUUCGAACUUCAAUUUUUCAGUUUUUUUCCCAAUGGAGUUAAUUUGCGAAUUUGUCUCAAAAAUGGUAAAAAAAACUUCAGAGAAGAUAAUUGUUAUGGAUUAUGUUGUGCAAACAAGUUGCGUAUCGUGUGAUAGGCCAGAAAUAAACAGAUUUCGAGAUGAAUUCGACAUCUAGUAUGGCUUAAAAAUAAUCAAGUAGGAAAUUUAAAAAAAAACCACGGAAAAGAAAAAAAAAUCUAAAAAGAUAAACAAAUCCCAACCCAAAACAAGGCUAAUAGAAGUACGAAGAAUAACUCACGCGAGAUAAUACAUAAAAUUCGUGAAAAAUUAAUCUAGCACAAAGUAAAACACCGUGGAAGGAACACAGCUCCACGCAGAUCUUUUUUCCGUUGUGGGUAAAUCCUCGAAACGGUUUUCAGGGCCAGAUAUCGACACUCUGUCUAACCACGGUAGAAGACAGACAAACACGCAACAGAUGAG